AUGCCGGUCCUUAAGAAUCCUUACAAUCUCAAAAUGGCCAGCCGGGAAGAGAGCAGCGGCGGGAUGCUCAUCCUGGACCAAGAGAGCAGGGGCACCAACCCCUUUGAGGAAGACCUCGAGGAGAAUGAGAGAGACUCCUUCCUUGGGGACACGCCCCCCAAGAGCGGAGAGCCUUCCCCAGAGGACAGGAGUGACUUCCCCGGGGACCUGUUCAACAGCAGCCCAGAGGGGCGCUACAGGCGCCGGGCAACCCUGGAGAGGCUGGUGGGCUUGUCCCCCUUCCGCAAGGGCAAAGGCAAGAAGGGCGGGGGCAGGGACAAGACCCCCAAUGGGGAGAAAGGGCCCGAGGGGAGGUCCCUGCUGGGCCGCAUGAUGCUGCCCUUGCUGGAGGGCAACCAGGGCCAACGAAGUGCGGAGAGGAAGAAGAUGCGCCGCAGCUCCGAGGACUUCAGCCUCCUGCAGCGCUUCAACGGGCGCCGCAAGGAGAGCCUGUACAACUUGGAUUGCGGCCUGGUCGAGAAGGAGAACAGCGGGGGAGACACCAUCAAGCGCAUGUCCUUCCUCAAGAUCGGGCUGGUGGGGAAGGUGCGCAGGGCUUCUCUGGUGGAGAAGCUCAACCAGACCGACACCCUGGAGACGGCGCCAGUUGCGGAGGAUGUAGAGCCGGUCAAGGCCAAGGAGCCUCUUUCAGUUCUGGAGAUCCUGAACCUCAUCCAUCAGAGGGACCUCGUGACCGCUGACGAACACAUCAUCGAACUGGAAGCGGAGUGUGAUCAAGAUGGUCAGCAGAGCCCGGAGAACCGUGAGAUGCGGAAGGAUGGGAGCCGGAAGGCCAAGGACGUGGCCCUACUCUACGAAGCCCUGCUGAAGGAGCUCUGGGCCGUCUUGGCAGAGGCGCUGACUGCCAAGGGCAUGCAGCCAGAGCUGGAGCUCAUGGUACGGGUGAUACAGCAGGAGGAGGAGACGGACCGCAGGUGGCUGGAGUCCAAGGGGGGCACGGUGGAGGGAAGCCGGCCCCGAGCCAUGAAGAAGCAGUGGAUGGAAGCGGUGAACAAGCUGGUGUGCCAGAGGUUGUGCCAGUGCACUGAAGGCAGGGCCGGCCCCGUGGCCGCGCUGAUGGACAGGCUGGCCAAGUGUGCCUGGGAGGACCUUUGCGCAGUGAGGUUCCACCUGCUGCAUGCUUAUCCGAAGGAGUACGAGGCCUUCAGUGUCUAUCUGUGCAGCUACCACCAGGGGCUGGCAGAGCGCUUGGCUGAGGUGGUCCAGAAGAGCAUGAACAUCUCUGAGCUGUACUUCGUCUUGGACUGGAACUGCAACAUCUACCAAAGAGAGGUGUUGGGCCGAAGUGAGAUUGCUCCCCUGGUCAACAAGGCCCAGAAGUUGGGCCCGCUGCUGCCCCACGAGACUCAGCUAAGCCUGGAAGAGGACUGCAUCGCAGCCGUCAAGGCGAAGAUCAUGGAGGACAUGAAACAAGAGCUGCAGAAGGAGGAAGAGAAGUGGUCCCAGGAGGAAGCCAACGACUCCCAGUCCUGCCUGUCCAGCAAAAUCAUCCCCGUGUUAAAGGCUCACACAGACCGAGCCCCCCAGAUCACGGCAGACUUUGGGAAGAGAAUGGCUCAGUGCUGCCUGAACUGCCUGGUGGAAUUCCUGCAGAGUUUUCAGAAGAAGGUGGAAAAUUUCCACGGGAGGCAAGCAGAAAGCAUCUUAACGGCUGACAGCUACAUGAGCCGGACCAUCGCGCUGGUCAAUUGCUGCCCACCCUUCCAGAAAUACGUCAGGGACUUGGCAAGAUUUGGUCACCCCGAGAGCGAGAAAGCAGAGGGCCAGGCCAGCGCCUGUCUGGACAGGGUGACUCGGCUCUGCAACCACACAUUGGCCAGCCAGCUCUUUAAAAACCUGAAGCCUUACUUCCACAAACUGAUGAAGAGGAAAUGGCUGAACAACUCCGAGGCCUUCUCCACCAUCAUGGGUCUUCUCUUGGAGCAUGCCCAGAAGAUGAAGAAGAUGAAGCUGGAGCCAUACCAGUUGCUGGUGAAAGACGUGCACCACGGUGUCCUCACUGAAUACAUUCGCCCCCUGAUGCGGGUUCGGAUCAUCUGCACAUCCUCAAAGAUGAGGUCAAAAAUGGCCGCCAAGCUGCGCAGUGAGGCUCAACAGCUCCAGGAAUUCUUCGCUCAGCUGAAAUCCACCUCCUCCUGGCUGGACUCCGCCGUACCACACCUGGCCGAGAUGAUCGAGCUGGAAGACACACCGGCCGUCCAGAUGGCAGUGGGGUUCCUCGCCAAAGACUUUCCUGACGUGCAGAAGAAGCACGUGUCGGCCAUCCUGGACGUGCGAGGCCUGCGGAACCAAGUCCAGCGCCAGGACAUCCUGGCCGUGAUGGAGGGCCUGGAGAAGACAGAGGAGGAAGACUUGCCCCGCCAGGAACGGGCCUUCUUCUCCAAGAUCCCCACCAGUGAGGUGUCCUGUGUCCAAGUCAAACUGCAGCACCUUUCGCACGUGGGUCACGCCUGCCUCUCCCGGCUGCGCUGGAGGCCCAGGCGGCAGCGGCAGCGGCAGCAGCGGCCCAAAGAGCACGAGGCUGAAUCACAGGUGUAA
This is a messenger RNA of Euleptes europaea (tarantolino), 2598 nucleotides long. RefSeq names its product exocyst complex component 3 like 2 (gene EXOC3L2). Gene Ontology annotation, molecular function: SNARE binding. Gene Ontology annotation, biological process: exocyst localization; exocytosis. The record is from RefSeq and is a predicted model, not a curated record. Gene Ontology annotation, cellular component: exocyst. NCBI's taxonomy places the organism in Eukaryota, Metazoa, Chordata, Lepidosauria, Squamata, Sphaerodactylidae. The transcript has 11 exons. Bases 1 to 2598 code for a protein of 865 amino acids.